Mytilus trossulus (common blue mussel) is the source of this 2213-nucleotide messenger RNA. RefSeq names its product organic cation transporter protein-like. The transcript is spliced from 10 exons. Gene Ontology annotation, biological process: transmembrane transport. NCBI's taxonomy places the organism in Eukaryota, Metazoa, Mollusca, Bivalvia, Mytilida, Mytilidae. Gene Ontology annotation, molecular function: transmembrane transporter activity. The record is from RefSeq and is a predicted model, not a curated record. Gene Ontology annotation, cellular component: membrane. Bases 325 to 1929 code for a protein of 534 amino acids.
UGAACAUAUUAUAAUACCUUAAUGUGUUCUACUCUUGAUUUAACUUACGAUGUUUAGAAUAUUCACACUUUAUAAUUAUUUGAUGUUUAAGGAUUUAACAUUUGGCCUUUGCUUAACAUUUCAAUUUGUGAUCGAUGUCGAUAGUUCAUGAUCAGUCGAUGUUGUCCAGUGACACAACCAUACUUGAUCUGUAUCAAGGAAUUAAUUGAAGCAUAGCACAUUCACUUUUAAAUACUUUAUUGACCGUAGCAAUCGUCAUUUAUUGGUACUUUUCAUAUAAACAAGGAUAUAAUAGACGGAGUAUAUAAAGGGUAUUUAAAAAAAAUGGAAUACGAUACUAUUUUAAAAAAGGUUGGAGAAUGUGGAAACUACCAAAAAAUGUUUCUGGUACUCGUAUCUAUGGCAUCAGUAUUCAAUGCCUUGACAACCUUUUCAAUAGUUUUUGUCUUUGGAGAACACGCUCAUAGGUGCAAGAUCUCUGCUCUUGAUGACCAUUACACAUCUCCGGGUACUGUCUUCCUUAAUACUACCAAUGGCAUUCAAGAAUACAAUGUAACAGAAUGUCAAAUUCAAACAAAUGGUACAACAACCAAGUGCAACGAUUGGAUUUACGACUCUAGUCUGUUUGAAGCAACCAUUAUUUCAAAGUUUGACGUGGUAUGCGACGAAAAACUCUACAGAGCCCAUUUUUUGAUGGGACACUAUGUUGGACUUCUCAUAGGUUCAAUAUUGUCUGGAUUGCUAAGUGACUUAUGGGGACGGAAACCAACGAUGCUAGUAGGAAUAACAAUGUUGUUGUUUUCUAUGGGACUCAGACCUUUCAUGCCGUAUUUCGCACUAGUGUCCAUUCUCGAGUUCUUCAAUGGUGCUGGUAGUAUGAUAUCAUACAUUUGUCCAUUUAUAAUUCUUACUGAAAUGGUUGGACCUAAGCAAAGAAUUCUAGCCAACUUUGCUGUAUACAUAACAUUCUGUGUAGGAAACUAUAUCCUACUACUACUAGCGUAUUUCUUGAGGGACUGGUCUGUUUUAUAUUUUGCGAUAACUAUAUUUGUAGCUGCAUAUAUGAUAGUUAUGUUUUUUAUUUCGGAAUCACCAAGAUGGUUAUUAAGUCGAGGAAGAAAAAAAGAGGCUCUAGUAAUUUUAAAAAAGAUGGCAAUAUUUAAUGGAAAGAUUUUGAACAUAUCUGUGGACGAUGUGGUUGUGAAGGAUAUACAUAGAACAUCCUUUCUUGACUUUGUGAAAACACUGAUAAAGUCUAAAAAACUUAUUGGACGAUUAUUAGUAAUAUGUCUUAAUUGGUUUGCAAUUGCAAUGACAUAUUAUGGUAUAUCUAUGAAUGUGGCGAAGUUCAGUGGAGAUGUUUUUGUUAAUUUUGCUGCGUCAUCGUCAGCUGAAUUUUUCGGAAUAAUAUUCUGUUGGUUGGUAACGGACAGAGUGGGUCGUAAAGGACUCUUCUGCACUGCUAUGAUUUUGGGUGGUGUGACGUGUAUUUGCACUAUAUUUACAUCUCUAUAUGCCGAUAAAUCCAUGCUGUGGUUAACAACAACACUUGCAAUGGUGGGAAAGUUCUUUUGUACCAUUACAUUUUUUGUUAUUUAUAUAUUCACUGCUGAGUUAUUCCCAACUGUUCUGCGUGCAUCUGUUAUUGGAGUUGCAAGCAUGACCGGUCGUUUUGGGUCAAUAUCAUCGGCAUAUGUAGGUGAAUUGGGUGACAUAAUACAGUCCAGGUUUGGAGUAGCACUUCCACUGAUGAUAUUAGGAGGGUUUGGAUUGAUGGCUGGGUUGUUAUCUCUUACUUUACCAGACACUACAAACACAUGUCUUCCAGAGUCUAUUGAUGAUGCAAAGGAAAUACAAGUCAGCAAGAAGAAUGGAAAUGGAACAGCUGUUAACGAAUGCGAACUUGAAACAUUGACAGAGAAAAUAUAGAAUUGACUUUUUAUGGGCUAUUUAUUCGUGACCAAAGGUGGUUAUAUAUUCCUUUUUAUUAUACAUAUCACUGAUACAUAGAAUUAGUCUUAUUAUUAUAACAUUAAAACAACCUAUAUAAGUGUACAAUCGGUAUACCAUUCGUAAAUUAUUUACCUUUCAAAUCUUUUAACUUAAGAAAGUGAAAAAUAUUCAAAAUAUAAAUUGUAUAUUUAACGUUCUAAGUUAUAAUUAAUGACGAUUAUAUAAUAAAAUGAGUGACUACGAGUACUCUCAAAUCUGUA